AUGAUGAACGUACGCAAUUUAAAAUCUGAGAAGUUGGUAGGAAGUGGAACAUACGGCGAAGCAUACAGAUUUAUUGACGAAAAGGGUGAUGCUAUUUCCGUAAAAAAAUCAAAACCGAUUCAACCAGAAAAACCAAUUCCAUCUGUCAUAAUUCGAGAAAUAUGUCUCCUAAGCGAACCUAAAUAUAUUCAUAUUAUUCAUGCGCAAAAGGUUUCAAUUCAAGGAAUUAAUUCGAAUUAUAGCAUUCAUUUCAACUAUGAAUUUGGUGCAAUUGACGUAUAUAAACUACAAACUAAAUAUUUAAAUAGAUCUCCUUCAGAAAUUGUUGCAAAAUCAAUUCUGUUUCAAUUAUUACUGGCAUUGAAUCAUCUCCAUAGCCAUGGAAUCAUACACUGUGAUCUUACGCCAUCCAAUUUAAUUAUAAUGCCGAAAGCAUACGAGCGACCAGGAAUUCUUAAAUUAAUCGAUUUUGGAUUAUCAAGAACUGCAGAAUGGAAGAAUCAAGAGGAAAAUACGUUUGUAGUCACAAUAUGGUACAGAUCUCCGGAGCUUUUACUCGAUGACAAACACUAUACAACAGCAGUUGAUAUGUGGGCUGCAGGAUGUAUAUUUGCGGAGCUAUUAACGGGCGAAAUAUUGUUUCGCUCUAAAGCUAAGAAUGAAAAUAGUAACGAAUUUUGUGACGUUCAAAUGGAAUCGAUUUUACGAGUGAUGGGGAAUUUUAGACCAUCAGAUUUGCCUCAAUAUCAGAGUAAUUUUCUUAUACCAUUCCAACAGUUAAAUUAUAGACCAUUUCAAAGUACUUUUGACAUGAAAUUUAGUAAUAUUGAUCAAACUGCAAAAGAUCUUUUGAGAUCUAUGCUAACACUAAACCCAGCAAAUAGAAUUAGUGCCCACGAUGCCCUGCGCCAUCCGUACUUUAAUAAAUUACCAGUUCCUGUGAUGAAUAUCACUAAUUUGUUUCCUGAUUCAAAGUGGGCUGAAAUUGAAAGUAGUAUAUGGGAAAGUUAA
Molecule: messenger RNA, 1011 nt
Organism: Trichomonas vaginalis G3
Lineage: Eukaryota; Parabasalia; Trichomonadida; Trichomonadidae
Product: RNA polymerase II CTD heptapeptide repeat kinase protein
Exons: 1
Coding region: 1-1011 (336 amino acids)
Biological process (GO): protein phosphorylation
Cellular component (GO): nucleus; mediator complex
Molecular function (GO): ATP binding; cyclin-dependent protein serine/threonine kinase activity; RNA polymerase II CTD heptapeptide repeat kinase activity
Source: RefSeq, a predicted model, not a curated record